Molecule: messenger RNA, 3159 nt
Organism: Pyrus x bretschneideri (Chinese white pear)
Lineage: Eukaryota; Viridiplantae; Streptophyta; Magnoliopsida; Rosales; Rosaceae
Exons: 10
Coding region: 603-2849 (748 amino acids)
Source: RefSeq, a predicted model, not a curated record
CUCGAAGUUCCGUCACCUCUUCUACCAUUCUCUCCACUUUGACUUUGAGAAACUUCUCCGACUCUCUCUCUCUCUCUCUCUCUCUCAUCCCCCAAACGACAGCUAUUGAAGAGAGAGAUAGUGGUGGCGGGAAGCGCAUGAGAUCCGCAGGAGGGUCGAAUUUACCAUUGUACCCAUCUCACCUGCUGCUCCCGUCAUCCUCCUCAUAAACUCCCCCAGCCGACGUGUCCCUGCCGAGUCGACCCGCCCCCUCUCCUCCUCCGGACACGCCACCUUCCCGUCGCCUUCGAAUCCAAGCAACUCAUAAAUAUCCCCCAAAAAAGAAGAAAAAAGGAAAUUUAAUAAUUAAAAAAAGAAGAAGAAACAAUCUGGAAAAAAAGAUAAAAUCUUUGCUCUGAAAAUCUCCAGAGGGUAAAGGCUUUUUCUUCACUCCGCCGUUGAUUUUGUCCACGUGGACUCCCUCAUUAUCUCUCUCCUCUCUCUCUCUUCCGGCGUGGCUUUGCCCUCUGUUAUGAAGUUCGCCGGUGAUUGCUUUCUCUUCUUUCCAUGGAAUUUUCUUCUUUAUCAACAACAAGUGAUUGGUGAAGAAUUGGGCGGAAAGCAUGAACUUGAUGGGUAAACGUGACGCUGCCCGCUGCAUUUUCCCCCUCACUGGUUUGCAAAUUGGAGACUUGCAGUCUUAUCUUUCGGAUCUUAGCCUUUUCCUGGCCCUCGAAAGCAAGAAAUUCUAUAUCUUGGUGGACAAUCGGCCAUGGCUGGGCGACCUAGGUUCGCGGUCAGCACACUUGUGGCAAUUGAUGGUUACUAAGUCAAGGUUGUCUCCUUUUGCAAACACUAAAGUGCGGAAGGUGGGAACAGAAGGAAAGGAUGCUUGCCCCAGACCAAAGACUGCAAAACCAAAGAAGCUUGCUAGGUGGUUCUCAUUAAUCAAGCAUCAGAAGAAGGUGUUGUUACCUGUAAAGAAGCUGCAGAGAUCUUUGCUUCUAAGAAGGGAGUUACAUAGGACCUUGUAUGGUUUUAUUGUAUUCGAAAUUGCAUGGAGCAAUGUUCGAGGUAUCAAUUACAUCAAUGAGCUUCAGACUGAUACCUCGCUGGCUGUAGAGGCUAAAUCCAUGCAAAGAUGGGAAUUUGACAGUAUUGCUCAAGCUGCAAGCUGCAUAUCUUCAUGGUUCCCAGGAACAAUCUCUGAGCAGCUACAGUUGAAAGAGCAUCUGAAUUCUGCUGUAGGAGAAGUUUUCUAUGAUGCUGAAGAGUUUCCAGAGACAGAAACUAUGGCGGUUGUUGAUGACAAUAUCUGUCACAAUAAUCUGUCCACUGGGGAAGAUUCUCUCCACUGCCUUAGUCGCAACUUUAGUGUUCAUUCUGAUACCUGUGAAAAUAGGGCCGGUGUGCCACAUUCACCGCCUCCACCUACUGGACCCUAUAAGAGAAGGAAAAUAACAACGUGUAUUAGUGCUGGAGUUGAAGUAGAUACUUAUUCUGAGGAAGUGCAAAGCCCUGCUUGUGACUCUGAAAGUUCUGAGACGUAUAAAUGUUACUUUGAAGAUGAAAUGCAAAACUGCGAGACUUAUUCCUGUUACUGUGGAGAUGAAAUGCAAAACUCUGAGAUCCAUACCUGUGACUCUGAAGAUGAGAUACCGGUGACUGCGAGGGCCUAUAUCAGUGACUCUGAAGGUUCCGUUAAAGCUACUCCGUUCAGCAAAGAUGCUGUACCUGUAACUGUCAAUACCCAUACUAGUGAUUGUCAAGAUGCUGUUGAAUCUACCCAGUACAGGGAUGUGCUGAUUUUGAUCAGGUUCAAUGACCGUGACCUCCCAUUUAAACUAAGAGAAAUAAUAAUGUCUGAUCUCCGGUUGCUGACUUUGCUUGAGGCUGGGCUUCCAUCUUGGGUUAUCUUCCUUCAGUCAUACCCAGGGUUUUGCCAUAUCUAUCGCCCGUGGAUGUGCCCUCUGGCAAGAGCAUUGUAUGUGCUGAUCUCAGUUGUCACUGUUCUAAUUGGAUUUUAUGACCUAUACAAAAAUGUUCCAGUUCUCAAGGCAACUGCAUCUCGUCUUUGUGGGCCUCUAUUCGAUUGGAUAGAGACCUGGUCGAUGAUAUCAAGGAUUAAGUACUUGGGAACAAUGCUAUUUCUACACCACUCUCAGAAAGUUGUUCAGUGGUUUCUGGCAAUCAGGAGUACCACGCGAUCCUUUUUUUCAGUUCUAGCUCAGCCGUUGGUAGAACCUGUUGUGGAGUGUUUUGGAUUCCUCCUUCCAGUAUGGAACGCGCUUAUUGAUGUGUUAGAGAGCCUCUUUUCAGUCAUUUGGAUUCUGAUUGGAUCUUCAUGCAGUCUAGUUGGGAACCUGAUUGAGGUUUUAGUGUUUCCAAUAUGGUUUCUCCUGUCGGCCAUCUGGAGCAUUGGAACUUCCAUUGUAUAUCCUAUAUUUUGGAUUCUAUGGGAAGUACUCUAUGCUCCGGUUCGCAUGGUCCUUGCACUAGCCAAUGUUAUAGUUUUUAUUGGUGCAUGCAUAUAUGAUACACUUCGAGAUAUCUGGCAAGUUAUUAGCAGCAUAUUCAAGUUUGCUUCAGCUUCCCAGGCAACUGUGAAAACGGUUGAAGGUUCCAUAUGGCGUUCACUUUGGAAUGACCUCUUUUCUCAGGUUUUCCGAGCUGUCAGGAGUAUAUUAAAUGGUUUUGUUGCAUUCUUCAUAGCUUGUAACAGGCAUCGCCUUAGCAUUUAUAAUCAUGUACAAGAGUUUACCCGAAGAUUCCUGGACCGAACCCAGAGAUCACGGCGUGAAGUUUCAAGACGUUAUAGACCCACCGGAAACUCGGAAUUUGUUCGAAGUAAGAAGGAAAAACAACCUUGAAUAGUUUUUCCACAGCUUUUGGAGGAUAACACUAUCAAUACGGUACCACCUUCGACAAUGUGUGAAAUGCUUUCGGCCAAACAAGAGAACAUAAAGACGGCGGCAUAGUGUAAGUGUAGGAGUUGAUGCGGGUGCUUCUGUUGUCUGCAUGUAGCACCCAUGUCUGAAUACAUACCAUAGGAAGAGCUCGGUUUCUUUUUUAUCCUUAAUUCUUUGCGGUCUUGUUUGUUUCUAUAUGUGAAUUGUAGGGGGCAAACUCUUAGUUCACUGUAUAUAAUGUUCAUUCGAUUAAUUCAUGUUUGAAUCCGAA